ACCGUGGUGACGUCACGGCCGGUCGGUCGGCGCUCCGGUGUACCGGGCUCCAUUUAGGACCCUGCGGAAUCUGCGGAGAGAGCGUGAGAGACUGAGGGAGAGAUUCAGAGAGAGAGAGAGAGAGAGAGAGAAGGGGAAGGAGUGGGAGAGAGAAGCGGAGGGGACCGAAGGGCAGCGCCGCAGUACCGGAGGGUUGAGGCCCAGGGGCCGGAGACACGGGGGGGAGGAGGAUUCAGAGGGACGGGUGGUGGAUUCAACCAACUAACUACAUCUCCCACAAACAACCCGACACCUCUUUAUUUUCAUAUAUAACUCACCCAGUUCAUUAUUACACUAUAGUUUCUCUUCUGGUUUAGUUUAAAUGAGCCGUAAUUAGGCCUCGGAGUGAUUCUGUGUUCUGAACGAUGCCGUCCAACUCUGCUGCAGCUCCCGCCUGCAAAACUCCUGAACGUGACGCAGCGAGAAAAACGAGUUCAGGGCAGGAACAGGAAGUGUGUGGGCUCGUGCAGGAAGAGGCCCCGAUGGACGCUCCAGCACGCAGAGUGGGGCGUCCGGCUCGCAGGCGCAGACCUCCUGCUGACCACCAGGGGUACUAUGGAGUAGAGGCCAUCUCCAGAAUGCUCAGAAUGAGCCAGGUGGAUAGUUGUGAAUCUCUAAAAGAGGGCGUGGUGGGAGUGAAGGAGGCAGAGUGUAACGGCGAAAACGAGAAUGGCGUUACCCAAGGUGCUGUACAGGGGCGCCACUCUUCGCCUGACUCCUCCCACCAGAACGGCUCAGAAAAGGGUGAUGGGAAUGAAAACUCCGCCCCCUCCACUCCGCGCAAAAAACGCCGGAAACUUGAGCGACCUGAAAAACAUGUAGAGGAGGAUGGCAGCAGUAGUGAUGCGAGCAGGGGAGAGGGUGACAGUGGGCCUAUGCGCAGUUGUAAGGGGUCGGAUAUCAGCCUCCGUAGGAGACCCGUCCCCCGAAUCACCUACCAGGCUGGAGAGCCGUACCACAUCAGCAAAAGAGAGAUGGAGGAAAUGCUCGCUCGCUGCAGAAAAGAUGAGGAAGAGCAGAAGGCCCCCCCGGUGGAGCCGGUGACGAGCAGCAACAGCAUGGCUGACCAGCCGGGAGAAGACGCUCAGAAGGAAGAGCAGCCUGCCAUCAGUGUCCCGCCCACUCCAACACCACAGACUCCGCCCCCUCAGCAGCAGCACACAGACCCAGCAUCUCCCACAGUCGCCACGACGCCUGACCCCGCCCCUGUCACCUGCAGCAACAAAAGCCUGCGCAGGUCUUGUGAGAUGGAGCAGGAGUAUGAGGAUGGUCGUGGGUUUGGAAUCGGUGUACUGGUGUGGGGGAAGCUGCGGGGGUUCUCCUGGUGGCCCGGCCGUAUCGUAUCCUGGUGGAUAACAGGGCGCAGUCGAGCAGCAGAAGGGACUCGCUGGGUGAUGUGGUUUGGAGAUGGGAAAUUCUCUGUGGUGUGUGUAGAGAAACUGUUGCCUUUGAGUUCAUUUUCUACUGCCUUUCAUCAGCCUACCUACAGCAAACAGCCCAUGUACAGAAGAGCUAUCUUCGAGGUGCUUCAAACAGCCAGUACGCGGGCAGGUAAGCUGUUCCCGGUGUGCGUGUCCAAUGAUGACUCUGACUCGAGGAAGAAUAUAGAGCUGCUGACCCGUGAGAUGAUCGAGUGGGCCAGUGCAGGAUUCCUUCCCACCGGUGCAAAGGGCCUGGAACCCCCACCAGCGGAGCGGAGUCCCUACACUGAGGUUUACCCCGAGAUGUGGGUAGAGCCAGAAGCUGCAGCGUACACAGCCCCCAAGAAACCCAGAAAGAGCAGCAUUGAGAAGCCCAAGAUCAAGGAGAUUAUAGAUGAAGGAACCAGAGAGAGACUGGUAUAUGAAGUGCGUCAGAAGUGCCGAAAUAUUGAAGAUAUGUGCAUAUCCUGUGGGAGUCUGAACGUGUCACUCGAACAUCCACUCUUCAUUGGAGCUAUGUGCCAGAGCUGCAAGAACUGCUUCCUGGAGUGUGCGUAUCAGUAUGACGACGACGGCUAUCAGUCCUACUGUACCAUCUGCUGCGGUGGAAGAGAGGUGCUUAUGUGUGGAAACAACAACUGCUGCAGAUGCUUCUGUGUGGAGUGUGUGGAUCUGCUGGUGGGAACAGGUUCUGCGCAGGCUGCUAUCAGAGAGGACCCGUGGAACUGCUACAUGUGCGGCAGCAAGAACGUGUUCGGGCUGCUGCGGCGCAGAGAUGACUGGACAUCACGCCUUCAGCUGUUCUUCGCCAACAAUCAUGACCAGGACUUUGAGCCUCCUAAACUCUACACUCCUGUAGCGGCAGAGAAAAGGCAGCCAAUCAGAGUGCUCUCCUUGUUUGAUGGCAUCGCUACAGGUUUACUGGUGCUAAAGGACCUGGGGAUCCAGGUGGAGCGUUACGUGGCGUCGGAGGUGUGUGAGGAUUCCGUCACCGUGGGUAUGGUGCGGCACCAGGGGCGCAUCAUAUAUGUCGGGGACGUUCGCAAUGUCACACGCAAGCACAUUCUGGAAUGGGGUCCGUUUGAUCUUGUCAUCGGUGGAAGCCCCUGUAACGAUCUCUCCAUCGUCAACCCAGCCAGGAAAGGUCUCUUUGAGGGCACUGGGCGUUUGUUUUUCGAGUUCUAUCGGCUGCUGCACGAGGCUCGUCCAAAAGAAGGAGACGACAGGCCGUUCUUCUGGCUUUUUGAGAACGUGGUUGCCAUGGGAGUUAGCGACAAACGAGACAUCUCACGCUUCCUUGAGUGCAAUCCAGUGAUGAUCGACGCCAAGGAGGUGUCCGCUGCCCACCGCGCACGCUACUUCUGGGGCAAUCUGCCUGGAAUGAACAGGCCAUUGUCUGCCAUGGCAAAUGAUAGGCUUGACCUGCAAGACUGUCUGGAACAUGGCCGCACAGCCAAGUUUGAUAAGUUGAGAACCAUCACCACUCGCUCCAACUCCAUCAAGCAGGGCAAAGAUCAGCACUUCCCCGUCUACAUGAACAACAAGGAGGACAUCCUCUGGUGCACUGAGAUGGAGAGGGUGUUUGGUUUUCCUGUCCAUUACACAGAUGUGUCAAACAUGAGUCGUCUGGCCAGGCAAAGGCUGCUGGGAAGGUCGUGGAGUGUCCCCGUCAUCCGGCACCUUUUUGCUCCGCUGAAGGAGUACUUUGCCUGUCUUUAACCUCUGCCGACACAUGACCACAUCACGAUGGCUCUCUCCACUCCCUGAUCUGCAUACCGACCAGCUCCACCCCUUUUUUUUUUUUUUCGGUAGUUUCCUGACGACCUACUGGUGCUAUUCAUUGGGGAAAGAUAUGAAGUUUCAUCCAACUACAAUGUUUCACAUUUACAUGUCAGCUAUUUAUUGAAAUAUAACAAGACAUACAGUGCUGUGCCGAAGUCUUAGGCUACCUGAGAGAUGUUUAAAUCUGUUUAUCUGGGCAGUGGGCAUUUAAUUGUGGAGAAAAAUUCUGAACAUUACCAACAAAAAGUGACAUUAAGUACUUUUAGUCUUUGUACCAGUAACCUUUUUUAAGAUUAAGAACUUCUUGUUACUUUUUACCAUCAACCAAAAUUGAUAAACCACAUUGAUAAACAGAUUUAAUCUAUUUUCUGUCUGGCCAAAGUUUUCCACAGUAAUGUAAAUAUUUAUGGGUUUGUGUUUCUGGUUUUACUGCCAUAUAAUCUGUUAUUAGGGGUCCAAGCACCUAAAGCACUUUUUGGGCUCUAUAACCUGCAAGUAGCUGUUUCUCAGCUACUGCCUGUAUUAAUAAUCUAAACUUUUACAUAUUGCAAUUUUUUACCCACCUUGUAAUCAACAUAAUAAGCAUGAUUAAUGAUUAAGUGAUUGGGAAAAUAUGGCCUCCAUCAGACACUCGACAUGAUUUCAUCAGAUGUUUAAAAGGCUUAGUUAGCUCUGACCAGUCAGUUCAGAUGCACAGUGAGACAGUCUACUAUCAUCAGACAUUUGCAUUCUGCAUUAUUGACGUAGGCUGUAAGUGAGCUUCUAAUGUUGGCUCAUUAGCAAGUAUAAAUACCACUGCUCUCAGCCAAUCCGAUUUUCAGACGGAUUUACUAUGCACUAUGCAUGUUUAAUUUGUUUCUGUACCUGUUUUAAAUACUCUUUUUUAAAGUUUGCAAGAAUGCCCUUUUCAGAUUAGACCUUUGAGUUUUUUUUAUGAGAUAAUCUCAAAUUUUAUAUUGUGGUUAAAAUAAGUUAAUUUAAUAAGUAUAUUUAAUACAAUAUAUACUACUACAUUUGUAUACAAUUAUGAAACGCAUGAAUCAACAAAUUGAUGUGGACUGGGUUAUUAUCUUGACUUAAUGAGAGGUCAAAGCUGGUCAUUUUUAUUAUUAUCAUAUUAUUAAACGCACUAUAAAGCGCACCUGAUUAUAAGGUGCAUUUCAAGAGACACUAUAAGGUGAGGGUGGGGGGGGGAUUAGCUAACUAAGUUAAGUAAAACUAAGCUAAGUAAACAAAACUGUAAUUAAAAAAGACUUUCUUAUAAAGUCACACAAGUGCUGGAUGUUAAUCUACACAGAUUUCUCUCCUCAAAACUGUUUAUUUGGGUGAGUAAAACGCUUUUGUUUAUUUACAGUAAGCUUAGAUUCCCAAAUUUCUCCAGCACAAAGGAUGGAGCGUUAGCGGCUAACCGCUCCAGCAGCGCUAGCCGUGAUUAGCAGCAGGCUACAGGCCAAUAAUACUUCCCUCUAAAUGGGGAAAUAACGAGUGCGUUUAGCGGCUAAUGCUAAUGCUACUCCAGCCCCGGUGCUGGAGAACUAAACUCAAACUCCUAAAUAAAACUGCAAAUUGUUGGAGUGGCUUUACUGCUUCUAAUAAACUGACUGGUAAAAUUCAUACAUAAGCAACCUGGAUCAAAAGGCGCACUGAUGAUUUUUGGCUAAAUUAAAGGUUUGUAAGUGCGCCUUAUAGUGCGAAAAAUAUGGUAAGCGAAUAAGACAGCUCGAGAAAGCAUGAUAAGUUUGGUUUGGCAUCAAGAUUCAAAUUCAAAUUUCCAAUCUCAAACUGCACAGAUCAUUAAGACUGUGAUUUAUGUGAACUUGUUGCUGAAAUGGUGCUUGGGCCCCAGUGGUUGCCAGUUAUGGCUUUGUAAUAGGUUCUGUAUUUUUUAGAACUUACUAUUCGGUCGGAACAAUCCGCACAUUUAGUCUGUGACAGCAAGGCUUCUCUCGUACAGAGAGACCGCUGCUUGAGUGUGUGUGUGUGUGUACAUGUUUGUGUGAAAAUGGACAGUAGUCUCUUUGAGCACAAAGCAGCAGGAAGGUCAUGGCGUUUUUAGACACCCCUUGUGCACUGCACCCUUUCCCCCCUAUUGUCAAGAUGUGCAACAAUAGAAUACUACACACAAACACACACACACAAACAUAUACACACAUGCAAAUACGCAAAUUGAGCUGUGAGAGGAGAGGGAAGUCUUCUUUUUCUUGAACACACACACAAAUCCACUGAUAGACUGUUUACAGUUUGAACUGCUCAACUGCGGUACUUACUAUACUACUCUGCUAUACAACACACCUGCUGUUUAACUGAUCAUACACAAAUACGGUGCUCUCUCUCUCUCUCUUCUUCCUCUUUCUAUCUUCAUCUUCCUCUCUGUUUAUCUCUUUUCUAUAUAUAUAUCAAUAUCUCCUCUCCCUCUCAGCAAUACCAACGUACAGCCACACUUAAGAGGCCUUACUGCUGGGAAUUUAUGGGGGCACUCAACACAGAGAGUGAUAACACACACUAGUGUACGCAGUGUGAUACACACUGCCUGUUAAAAGUUUGGGGACACUUUGUUUUCUCAGCUUUGCGUCUUCACACUGAACCUGCCUUGGUAUGAGGAGAAGUUUAAUUAGAAGUUCUUUAAUUUGCAUUGUAAGCUAUUCUUCGAACCAAAAAAUUAGUUUAGACACUUUGUUGUCCCAAAAAAGGAAGAUUAAAUGUCUAGUUUUGGCCUUAUUUUAAAGCUAGCAUUGUUCUUAUCAAUUACAUUCACUUGUUAUGUUUUGCUGUGUAUUGUGGCUAAGUUUAUUCAGUUAUUUAAAAAUAUAUAUAUUUAAAGAACAGAAACUCAGCUAAGCACAGGAAAGGAAAAAGCACCAAAAAUGGAAAAAGCUAAUCAGCUGAUGCUAACUGAUAUGACAUUAAACACCAGCACUGGGGAACGCCACUUUGUGUCGAGCAUUGUUUAACAAGUGUUCUAUCUGGAGUUGAUUUGAAAAGUGAGGUGUGUUCACUUAAUGUUUCUGGCGUAUUGAUAUCUUGGCAAUGGAAAACACAGUUGUGCCACUGACUGAUUUAAACCCUAACAACAGUCAACCGUCAGGCAUCCAUUCCUACCUUAUCUACGCAGGUGUGCUGCACGCACUCAAUGCAUGUACACCGCCACUCGUCACACACAAGGACAUGCAGCUGUGCACAUACCCAAAUUUUACAUUAAGAAUAAAUAGAAUACAAUAUAAAUUAACAUUGCUGUUCCCUUAAAUAACCUGCUCACACACCUUAGUUUGCUGAGAAGCGCAGAAGAGAAGAGAAAUCAGAGUGCACCCAGCUCUUGAAGGAAAUGACAAGUGACACACUGAUUGGUUUAUUUCAUGUUACGCCUCCAAAACACAACCAUGAUAAUUAAAAGAAUUAGUACAUGUGUUUUUGAGCCACACAAGCUGUAUUUUUUGCAUCCUUUACAAUAAUAAACAUACACUGACACCCUAAAUCAAACUGCACAGUGUGCGGUUUGUGGCUCGCCUAUAGAUUGCUUUAAUAGGGCCCAAAAUGGUGUUCCCCAGUGGAUGACAUGCCAGUGUUAACUAAUGAAAUUAAUAUAUUUUUAUUGGUUCUGGACAUAACAAAUAUUAGAUAAACUUUUUAACCCAAUUAGCAAAAAAGGCAACAACACAACAACACUUCCUUAUCACUCACAUCAAGACGCCAGUGUUUCAAAAUAGCUAAAUUGAAUGUUCUUACAAGCAAAUCUCACAUUUUACUGUUGUAUAUCAACAUAAAGUGGCUGGAUUGUUAGUCUGUAUAUUUUUCCUGUCUUCCAAUGAUGGAGCGAUGGAAAUGAACAGUGAUUCCAGUGUGUAGACUGUAAGAUUGUUUCCUGCUAAACGGACAUGAUAUGUCUUUGAUAACUGAUAAAGAAACCAGGCUCAUUUGUAUUAAAAGCACCCAAACCUUUUAACAGGCAGUAGUACAUCACGAAAGAGAGCGAUGUAACACUCAAACAAGGAAUUUUAAAAAGAGAAAGCUGUAUGACAUACUUGCACGACAGCUGUGGGUAAAACACAAACACACGAACACAAACGUACACUUCUCUGGCACAAGGAAAACUGGAACAGUAAUCAAGCUCUAAAGAGACGAAACGCUUAGAAAGACUCUUUCUCUCCACUUUGGGGAUUUCUAUGUUACAGGCUGUGAUGCAAUACUGCUAAAAGUGUAAGAGCUUCUUCUGAGAGUGAAUCAGAGACAGCACUCUGUUUUCCAAACUCAAACUCAGAGCAAUUUGCUGCAGAUCCCGUUCACACCUGAAGGGGGAAGCAGCGAACAACAUCCUAAAAUCCUUCCACAAAUCACUGUGGUGAUAUUAGCAACCACCAGCUGAAUUCCUUUCUACUGUAAAGUGUGAAACUACAAGGUUCUGUCAGAACACCACCAUUUAUACUGUACUGAAGUACUGAAGUGAUUGUGUGAGUGUGAGUGUGUGUGUGUGUGUGUGUGUGUGUGUGUGAGCGGAGAAUCGUUCUCCAGACCUGCUAUGUUUUGCUUUUCUCAUAGGGAAAAGAAAAGAAAAGAAAUUUCUCUCCAUGGUGCUUUUCUUCCCCUCGUUUUGUAUUAUUUUCUGUUUCUUACUUUUUCUCUACUCUUUACUGAUUUUCUCUUUACUGCGCUUUACAUAGUUUUUCUUCAGACUGUGAGUGAGGACCAGGCUUGCGUUAGCCUGUAUGCUAACCCACAGGCACAACCCAGUGUGCUUUAUGGAUAUUGUUUGGUUUAUAUAUCGAUCUUCAGUUCUGGUUGUGCUAAUCCAGCUCUUGGUCCUUGUUUGGAAAAGAGUUCUGACGUGUGCUCCAGGGGAUUCUGGGAUAGUGACCUCUCUGUGUGAUGUCAUAUAAACCGGUCACUUGGUGCUCCCAGAAUUCCUUCAACUCUGGCCUUGGCCACACAUGGUGUGUAAGGUGCUGAUACAGUGUGCACACACCUUCCAGACCACAAUCUAGAAACUAGAAAGUCUGGAUUACUGUAUUUUCUCCGUGCUGUAAUACUCUUCCUCUUCCAGAUCAGAGGAGAACAGGACAUUCUGGUGCUUACAAACGCGUUCUUAAAAACUAAACUUUUUAAGAAAGUUUUUUUUUGUUUUCUUUCCAAAGGCAGGUUUUGGAAAAGCAUCAUUGUUGUUCGAGUUGUCAAAUCCCACAACUAACAGGCUAACUUGGUUAGGCUAGUAUCCAGAAACUAGUCUCGGGUCAGACUAUGAAGCAUGCGUGUCCUGUACUAUUUUCCAGACACAGAUAAUGCCCUCGACUGACUGUACUCUGUUGUGAGUGGUUUAAGGUCCACGACUGACGGUUUUUGUUAGUUUAUGUCCGGAAAUGCGUCACACUGCGGUGAAUUAACUAGCAUUUAGACUGUUUCAGGAGUCCAAAAGCUAAGCUAAGCUAAGCUAAGCUUUAAGAAGAUGUGCCUAGGAUGUGGAUAUAGCCGCGUUAGCCGCUGCGUCGAGUCUUCACGUGCCCUGGACGUCUGCGCAAGCUCAACUAGUCUCAGCCCCACACGCUAGUUUCAGCCUUUAGAUAUCAGUGCGGCCAAAACUGCGCAAGUCCCACAACACCAGUCCGCUGGGGACUCCCGUCAGCGCGAAUUCAACUGUACAUAAAUAUGUUUUUUUUAGCAUUGGAUCAUGUUUUGUGCGGCAGUUUUGUGUUUUUUAAAUUGAUUUAGGUUAAUUCCGUGUGAUCAUAGGCUGAUGUAUGAUAAUGUUAGCAUAGCUUGUUUUGAAUAGGAGAGACUGGGGAAGGGUGGAGCUUAAUUGUAAUAAGCUGUAAUGAGGUUAUGUUAAUGAGGGAGACGCCGGCAAUACACAAUGCCGCUCCCACAGAGUUUUUUUCUCAUUUCUUUACGUAUUUAUGAAUUUGUCUCAAACGAGUGGGUGAUUGAAAGGUGAUGAUUAGAGAGCCAACCAAUAACCAUUCGACAGCUUUAAAGGAGGAGGUCCUUUAUACGGUUAUUUUAGAAAUCAAAUCUUUAAGAAGAGUGUGAGUGAAGGCGUUUCAAAAAGGUGCUAUACAAUUUAUUCUUAAAUGAGAAGAAAAAAAAAAAAGAAUUACGUGAAAUAUAUUGUUGGAAAAUAAGAAUCGACCGGUCUUGACAAUGACUGUCUUUAUGUUGUCGUAGUAAUGAAAAGAAGCACUAUUAUUUUACUCUUUUAUGAAUAUAUUAACAAAUGCAUUUUAACUUUGUACUUGAUGAAGAUGUAAAAGUAGAAAAAAAAAUAAAGUGAAGAAAUUCAUGUGUUUUAGCCUAGACAUUACUGUAGUAUGAGCGUCUCGAGAAGAAAGUCAUUCUGUUAUACUGGACACACGCGUUCAUUCUAAAGGUUCUGUGCACUGAUGCGUAACUCGCUUUAUCUUUGGCAGCAAAAACUACAUUACCCAACAUUCCUCGCUUUCCAAAUCCUUCCAUGUACUCUGGCUUAUUCUGUUUGAUCCGAGUGUAAUGUUAUGGGUAUAUAUAUAUAUAUAUAUAUAUAUAUAUAUAUAUAUAUAUAUAUAUAUAUAUAUUAUACACCUAUAUGAGAUUGUUGUUGCCUCAAUAUCAAUAUUUAUUGACUGCAGCCAUGUCCUACCUUCUGUCAUUCAUUUGGUCGAAGCAGUCCUCUCUCUUUCUCCUUUUCGUCUCUAUCUUGUUUGUUUUCUCUCCUUCACAACACCUUUUACUCGUUCUCCUCCUCUGUGGCUGUACUUCUGCUGUGUUAUUAAGUGAUGAUGUUCUCGUCCCUUAUUAACGCUCUGAACACAUGCAUACAUAGGUGCGUAAGGAAGGAGCGUGAGAAAAAGAGAAAGAGAGGAAUGAAAGGGGGAAACAGAGGGGAACAGAAUGACUCGUAUCUUAUGUAUUUGUGCUGGGGAACACUUGAAUUAAAUGUACUGUUUUUGUGCAAAAAAGCAACACAAAAAAACAA
Molecule: messenger RNA, 10179 nt
Organism: Astyanax mexicanus (Mexican tetra)
Lineage: Eukaryota; Metazoa; Chordata; Actinopteri; Characiformes; Acestrorhamphidae
Product: DNA (cytosine-5)-methyltransferase 3A
Exons: 24
Coding region: 405-3179 (924 amino acids)
Biological process (GO): negative regulation of DNA-templated transcription
Cellular component (GO): cytoplasm; nucleus
Molecular function (GO): methyltransferase activity
Source: RefSeq, a predicted model, not a curated record